ACGUUAUCGUAAGAGAGCACCCGCCUAGAAGUAGCCUACAGACUUGUCAGGUUCCACCUGCCUGGUAUUAGUAUACUCUGCUGCUAAAGAGUCGCGUUCGCGCCCUCAAGCUACUCUCUAUUUCAUCUACCAUUGCAAUUUCUCUUUACUUGUUAUUAUUAUUAGUAUUAGUACUAUUGUUAUUGUUGUUGUUUUUACGGUAAACGUUGAGGUGAUUCUUGUUGAUAAGUUGGUGGUUUUGCGUUUUAAUAAACAAGUGUAUUGUGGUUGAUUAAGGAUGUAAGAGAAAAAUGGAGCAACAAUUAAGCAACAAAAAGAUGAUAACCAAAGAGCAAGUGAGAUUAAAAAAAUGACAGUGAAAAAAAAUGUAAACAAUCGGUUUUUUCGCUGAGAACAAGAGUAGAAAGCCUGAGAAUAAAAAUAAUAAAAGCUAGUAUUAAAUAACGAAAGUAAAGACGAAUAUAAAGUAUUUCACGGAACCGGCCCAUAAUGUCUUUCUUCAGUUGGGCUAAGAGCGGACGAGAAAACGCAGAGCACUCGGGACGCAAUUUACAAGAUGGCCUCUUCCAAAUAGCCUCCCAAGCUUGUCACAUACUUGUGCAGGUUAACAAUACUCACAACGUCAGCUACGGAGGCAGUAACACCGUGACCAAUGUGGCUUACUCAAAGUACCCAUCAAGCUCACGCGUUCCAUCAACCGGGAGUUCGCCAAUGAGUGCAUCGGGCUCCGGUAAAUCGUAUCCAUCAACCAGCAGUAAUUCGCACCAGCACUUAGAGACUCCCAGACGAGCCAAGGACCAAGAUGUCGUUGUUCUAUUGCCCAGUCGUAAAAGCCGGACUCCCAGGGUGAAGCACAAGCUCUCGACUGUAUCAGAAAAUGCAAAGCUUGAAACAGUAUCAGUUGACGAUGACUACGAUACUUGGGAUCAAACUGGUUUCAUGCUGAGAAGUGAUAUUGGUGACCACCUUACGCACUCAAAGUGGGGAGCGCAAGGCUGGUGCCGCCCGAGCUGUAUCCCCAUCAGCAUAAUCCUGAUCCUGAUAGUCCUGGUAGUUUUGCUGCCUUUGCUGGACCACGCCGAGCACAAACACUUGAGCAAUUCGAGUAUUUACGGAAAUGAAUCUGAGUACAUCUGCAAGGACAGCUGCCGUAUUUCGCUGGUCGAAUCAAUACCCAUCGGGGUGAUUUACGACAAUAAUUCAGUGGUCCACCGGAGCACUUAUUCCACUUGGAUUGAGCUCAUUCAGUCCGCUCAAUAUACUAUUGAAAUUGCGUCAUUAUACUGGACUAUGACCAGACAAGAUGUUUAUCCUGACGAUAGUGCCCGAGAGGGUGAAGACGUCUUCGAAGCGUUAGUUUCCGCUGGACGAGAUAGAAAUAUCGUAAUAAAAGUGGCCCAGAACGCGCCCUCCCAACUGAGCCCCAACUUUGACACUGAGUACUUAUCAAAAAAAGCCAACGCCGAAGUUAGAAGUCUAAAUUUCGCGGCUUUUUUCGGCGGCGGAGUAUUACACACCAAAUUAUGGCUGAUAGAUCGUACACAUGUCUACGUCGGGUCAGCGAACAUGGACUGGAGAUCCUUAACCCAAGUUAAAGAACUGGGCAUCCUUAUCCAAAAUUGCACAUGUUUGGCGAAUGAUUUUGCCAAAAUAUUUGAGGUUUACUGGCAGCUGGGUAAAGACGGAAGAGUUCCGGCGUCCUGGCCGAAUUCCGUCAGUACAAAAAUAAAUAUCACCAACCCAGUGAAUUUAACUAUGGAGGGCAAUAAUUACAGAGGAUUUAUCACGAGUUCUCCGGCGCCCCUGUCUCCCAAGGGCAGAUCCAACGAUAUCGACGGGAUUCUGCACUGUAUAGAAAAAGCUGAAAAAUUUAUUUAUAUAUCUGUGAUGGAUUACGCUCCUCUGACCGUCUACUCACCGAAAGUAAAGUACUGGCCGGUAAUAGACAACGCAUUGAGGUCGACGGCCAUAGACAGUCGGAUCAGGAUAAGAUUGUUGAUCUCCUGGUGGAAACAUUCGCGUAAAUCCGAGGGUAAUUUCCUGGCUUCCUUGAUGGAUCUUACCAAUAGUUACAAGAAUGUCAGGAUCGAAAUCAGGCGCUUUGUUGUACCGACUAAUGAAGAGUUUGAUAAAAUUCCCUUUGGCAGGGUUAAUCAUAAUAAAUAUAUGGUCACUGAUUCGGCGGCUUAUAUUGGGACCAGUAAUUGGUACGGAGAUUAUUUUAUAGAUACUGCUGGUAUCGGAUUAAUAUUAGAAGACGCCGAUCACAAAAACAACGAAAGCAUUCGCCAACAACUAGAAGACGUAUUUCUCCGCGACUGGAACUCUCCUUACUCAUACCCUCUGAAUACGACUCCAACAGCAAGUCGAAUUCGUUCAGCGGUUAAAAACAAAAUGAAUUACUUCCUACCGUACUAUCACCACCACAUACACGCGUAACUUAAUUUAAGUUAACAAAGUGUGUAAAUUUUAAAUUAAAAAUGACACUGAAGUUAGCUGACAGCUGUCAAUUUUUUUUAUUUUUAUAAAAAAUC
Cotesia glomerata is the source of this 2534-nucleotide messenger RNA. Its product is annotated as 5'-3' exonuclease PLD3-like. Gene Ontology annotation, molecular function: catalytic activity. The record is from RefSeq and is a predicted model, not a curated record. The transcript has 8 exons. Lineage: Eukaryota; Metazoa; Arthropoda; Insecta; Hymenoptera; Braconidae. The coding region runs from base 490 to 2439 and encodes 649 amino acids.